AUGAACCCCUUAUUUCAUUCAAUAAAGUCGAUUAGAAGUAAAAUUGUCGGUUAUAUUGAAAGCUCAUUGACCAUUCCCAAAGAAUUAUUAUCAAAAACAAAUGAUUUUAGUAGAAAUUUAAAUCAGAAUGUUAAUACAUUAGCACAUUCUUGGGAUUAUAAUGAAAAUUUUCCAAACCAAUUUGAUCCAGAUCUAGACGAAACUAAUGGAACAACAAAGCAGGAUAAACUUGUCCAAUUUAAAUUCCCGAUUGUUGAAUUAUCAAAUGAUUAUUCCAAUAAUGAUUUCAAUACAAUAUUAUUAAUUUCGAUAGGGGAAAAUCUUCUUAAAUUUUCCCCUAUCUUUUCCAAUGUCAUUGCUCAAGAAUUGAUUAGCAAGCUUUCAAAUUAUUCAAAUGAAAUAAUUAUCAUUGGUACAUCAGAUAAAAUAUAUCAGUACAGAGCAAUAUCUUUAAGUUCUUGUACUUUACAGCUACCUGAGUUUCUUACAGGUGUCUGUGCAAGUCUAAUCCAUUAUUUGAUAAAUCUUAAUAUGAAUAAUUUUAAAGGACAUUUUGUGCCGAGUGAAGGUCCUACAGGUUUCGAAAAAUUAUCAAUUACAUCAAUGGAUACACUAAUUGAUAUUUCUAUUAAUGAAUUGAUUUCAACUAUAGAAACUGAAUUGGAUAUCAAGAACUAUAGAGAUGAGUGUCACCGUAAUUGGAAACUUGAUGGUGCUGCUAUGAGCACCCAGUCCGGCCUAUAUAUUUAA
Messenger RNA from Arxiozyma heterogenica, 750 nucleotides. It is a transcript of the gene PBA1, whose product is annotated as Pba1p. The coding region runs from base 1 to 750 and encodes 249 amino acids. The record is from RefSeq and is a predicted model, not a curated record. Lineage: Eukaryota; Fungi; Ascomycota; Saccharomycetes; Saccharomycetales; Saccharomycetaceae. Gene Ontology annotation, biological process: proteasome assembly. The transcript has a single exon.